Molecule: messenger RNA, 1062 nt
Organism: Ascochyta rabiei
Lineage: Eukaryota; Fungi; Ascomycota; Dothideomycetes; Pleosporales; Didymellaceae
Exons: 2
Coding region: 1-1062 (353 amino acids)
Cellular component (GO): membrane
Source: RefSeq, a predicted model, not a curated record
AUGGUCGGAACGGACCAAGGUGUGAAUGCGCUUCUAGUUCUCCACUCUGCGGACUUGCCAAAACGGGCUGCUGCCGGUUAUACCCGCGGCGUCCUGAAUCCCUACAUCUACGACCCUUCAGUUUCUCUCGCUAGUAUUGGCGCCACCAUCAUCAUACUCAUAUCCAUCCUCUCCGUCUACCAAUAUCUGCGACAUCGAUCAUGGUUCUUUUGGACAGCUGUCAUUGCUAUUCUGAUGCUGACACUUGGCCACAUCUGCCGUCUUGUUUCUUCCCUUGAUGAGUUCCAGGAUUUGCCCUUUCUUGUCUCCUGGCUCAUGAUCCUACUUGCGCCCUCUUUCCUGGCUGCCGCAUGCUACACCGCUUUCUCACGUGUGGUAUGGUUCUCUUGCCCGACAUACGCACUCAACUUCAAGACCCUGUGGUGCUUUCCAAGAUGGAUCACCACGACAUUCGUCAUCUUCGACCUUUUCUCGUUCCUCAUCCAGCUCGUAGGCGCCAGCCAGAUCAGUCGGCAAUACGACAAGGACGCCUCACCAUCCCGCUCGAUUGAAGCAUCCGAACGCAAGGCACUACCUGGACGAGUCAUCCUGGUCCUCGGUCUGGUGCUGCAGAUGCUAUGUUUCCUAUCCUUCAGCAUCAUCUCAGUGCGCUACUUUGUCAUCUCUCGACACUGGCGCGCCUUCGAUCUAGGCGAUAUGAAACUCUGGCGCAAGCUGUCCUACACCAUCAACCUAUCGUCUUGCCUCAUCGCCGUCCGCGCCAUCUAUCGCACCAUGGAGAUCCCGCAUGACCAAGACUACGGGCUCAUUUACUUGCAGAGCCACGAAUGGUGUUUCUGGACGUUCGAUGCGCUGCCCAUCCUGGCAGUACUGGUCGUGUUUGCCGUCUGGCAUCCUGGACGAUAUCUGCCAAGGAGCUACACAGGACUGAAGCUGGACAAAGUCAGAGCGAUGAAGGAGAAGGACGAGGUUUCAAUUAUGACCAGUGGACAUCAAGAGGCCGAGUUGAUGGACUUUAAACCCGAGGACUUUCAGCCCCAACGACCUAAUGAAGGGGUCUGA